AUGGCUUCCGACAGCAACCGGAAGGCUCCCUGCGGCAAGCCUCAGUUCCUCAAGGUGCUCUUCACGGACUUCAUGGAGAAGAUGCCGAUCCCGGCCAAGUUCAUGCGGCGGCACCUGGCAGCGGAGCCCGGGCUUCGGCCGGCCACCCUGAUGAGCCCGUUGGGCAAGUUCUGGCAUGUCGACGUGGUCCGAGACGGCCACGGCGACGACAGCGACGUCUACUUCGCCGGCGGCUGGGCCGAGUUCGUGAGGGCCAACAGGCUGGAGGAGGAGAACUUCCUGGUGUUCAAGUACGAAGGGAACAUGGUGUUCACCGUGAAGGUGUUCGAGACGUCCGGGUGCAUCAAGAACUACGACGACCUUGUCGUCGCCGGCGCAUUGUUAGAGCAGGCAGCACCGAGGAAGCGGUCCAGCACUGGCUGUGGAUCGCAGCCUACCUCCAAGGGCCAUGGUGGUACACAUGCUCAGAAAACCAGGAAGGUCAGUGACAGGAGCCUUACCGGUGAUGGUGCCAUACAGGCAAAGAAGCAGUACAAACCUCGCAGGAUUCUGAUGGAAGAAAAUGAUGGCGAGCAAGAUGCCACCACAGAGAAGUACGCCCAAGCGGACACCCACUCCGGCAUCGCAACGGAGGCCAAGGAGUCUGACUACACCGGCACCCUCCCUUUCUACGCCAAGACGGCGACUCCUUGCAACAUUCGCUACAGCUACAUGGCAAGUUCUUUAGCUGGUUCAAAAUCAAAUCUAUACUCUCUAAACAUCGGGAAGAAGUUCUGUGUCAUGAACGGCAUCGCGACGAACCGGCUGAUGAUACUCAAGGACUCGGGCGGGAGGUCGUGGCCCGUGAAGCUGACGCUGACGAGCGACCAGGCGCGCAUGAAGGCCGGGUGGGGCCACUUCUCCGGCCACCACAGGAUCAAGGUCGGGGACCUCUGUGUCUUCCACCUCGUCGACGAGCACACCUUCAACGUCAGCAUAAGGAGGGCCGAGUAA
Molecule: messenger RNA, 993 nt
Organism: Triticum turgidum subsp. durum (durum wheat)
Lineage: Eukaryota; Viridiplantae; Streptophyta; Magnoliopsida; Poales; Poaceae
Source: the annotation of a GenBank genome assembly